Lobosporangium transversale is the source of this 342-nucleotide messenger RNA. RefSeq lists its product as hypothetical. The record is from RefSeq and is a predicted model, not a curated record. Bases 1 to 342 code for a protein of 113 amino acids. Lineage: Eukaryota; Fungi; Mortierellomycota; Mortierellomycetes; Mortierellales; Mortierellaceae. The transcript has a single exon.
AUGCCUGAAACUGUUGCUUUUCAAAGGGCGGACAUCUCUGAGGAUUUGGUCCGCACCACUCGCUUGAUGGACGCCUGCAACGACCAGAUAAAGCAUAUCGAGCGCCUGAUUGAGAUCUGGGACGAUGUGAUGGGCCAAGAGCAAGCGUCUGGAGGGAUACCAGGCGCGCCUGGCGGAGGAGAGUACCCAAACACGGCCGAACGACAGCAAGAGCUAGAUCAUGCGCUGGGGCUGCUGGCAGAAUUGAGAUUCCUCCUUCAACUCAACCUGAGGACAAAAGCAGAAUUACAAGCGGCUCUAAUAGACCUCAGGGGAGAGCUCCGAGCUCAAGGGCAGGAAUAA